This is a messenger RNA of Malania oleifera, 2887 nucleotides long. Its product is annotated as glutamate receptor 2.5-like. The coding region runs from base 25 to 2736 and encodes 903 amino acids. Gene Ontology annotation, molecular function: signaling receptor activity; ligand-gated monoatomic ion channel activity. The transcript has 5 exons. Gene Ontology annotation, cellular component: plasma membrane. The record is from RefSeq and is a predicted model, not a curated record. Lineage: Eukaryota; Viridiplantae; Streptophyta; Magnoliopsida; Santalales; Ximeniaceae.
AGCUGAGCGUAGCAAAAAUAGGAAAUGGGUGCAUUUUCUUUUCUCGAUGUUUUCGGCCCUUUUGUGGCCUCUUCGCUGCUGUUUGCACAGAGAGUGUCAGCUAGUAGCGAUUAUGGAUAUAGCCCACAUGGGGCUGCAGCAGGAAAUGGCCAUGUCAAGGCCUCCAUAGGCGCCAUCGUAGACUUGAGCUCCCGCAUCGGUAAAGAGCAGAAAGUGGCAAUAGAAAUGGCUGUUGCAGACUAUUACGACAGCCAGCGCUUGGCUUUGCACAUAAGAGACUCUCAUGGCCAACCUGUCCAGGCUGCUCUUGCUGCUAUAGACCUAAAACAGCAUGUUCAAGUCAUCCUUGGACCAGGGACGUGGGAAGAAGCCUCGCUAGUUGCUGAGAUUGGCAGCAAAGCUUAUGUCCCUAUUCUCUCUUUCGCCGAUGCUUCUCCGAGGUGGGCAACGAAGAGAUGGCCCUUCUAUGUUCAGGCGUCACCGAACCAAGACGAGCAAAUGACCGGUGUGGCUGCAAUGGUUCAAUCUUGGAGAUGGCAUCAAGUCACCGUCUUAUACGAGGACAAUGAAUCUGCUGCCUUCCAAGUCAUCCCCCAUCUCUCCAAUGCCCUACGUGAAGUAGGUGUCAAGAUAAGCCAUCUUCUAGCCCUCCCCCCUUUCGCUUCUUCUUUGUUGUCCAAAGAGCUUGAGAGGCUUAAGAGCGAACUCUGUAGGGUCUUUGUGGUUCAUUUGUCUCCACCCCUGGCCGAGCGCCUUUUCGAUGAAGCCAUGAAAAUGGAGAUGAUGGGAGAAGGUUAUGUGUGGAUUACUACAAGUACCGCCACAAGUCUCAUUCAUUCUUUUGGUGCUAACACCAUUUCCUCAAUGCAGGGUGUUGUAGGCAUCAAGAGUUACUACUCCGAAACUAUGCCUCGUUAUAAGAACUUCCAUUCUCAAUUCUCUGAAAAAUUUAGCUUAGAAAAUCCUGAAGAAGAAAACAACGAGCCUAGCAUUUUUGCCCUGCAAGCAUAUGAUGUGGCGCUGACAGCAACCCUCGCAAUGGGGGAAGCAGGCAACAUGAGCGGCCAACAGUUGCUAGAAAACAUUUUGGCAAGUGAUUUUCAAGGCUUAACCGGAAGGAUCCAAUAUAGGAACCAGGAAGUGACUGCAACAAAUAAAUUCCAAAUUGUCAAUGUCAUCAAGGAAAGAAAAGUGUAUAGGAAACUUGGGUUUUGGACAUACAAAUUAGGUUUUUCAAAAGUUGUAGAUGAUGAUGACGAUGAGAAUAUAGUUGUUUACAAUACUUCUGUGGAGAGUUUAGAGCAAGUGUUUUGGCCGGGGGGUCAAUCUAGGCAAGUCCCAAGAGGAUGGAAUCCUCCAAUUACCCCAUUAAGAAUUGGUGUGCCUACACACAGCAUAUUCACGCAAUAUCUCAAUGUGAAAGUUAAUGACUCUAAUAAUACUAUUUCUUCCAGUGGUGGUCUUCCUAUUGAGCUCUUCAAAGCAGUCGUAAAGGACUUGCCGUAUAACUUAUCAUAUAAGUUCACCCCAUUCAAUGGAACGUACGAUGAGCUUGUCGAGCAAAUUCAUUUAAAGAAUUUCAAUGCCGUAGUUGGUGAUGUUGCGAUAGUAGCACAACGGUACCAGCACGCAGAAUUCACACACCCUUUUACCGAAUCAGAACUGGUGAUGAUCACCCCGGUUCGUUCGAAGACCUCAAAUCAGGCAUUGCUAUUCAUGAAGCCUUUCACGAAGGCCAUGUGGAUUCUAAUAGCUGUUAUAACUAUUUAUAAUGGCUUUGUUGUGUGGUUGAUAGAGAGAAAUCACCACCUAGAACUUAAAGGAUCUAUGGUGAAUCAAGUAGGAACCUUGCUUUGGCUAGCCUUCACCACACUCUUCUCUUUACAAGGGGAGAAACUACACAGCAAUUUAUCAAGGAUAGCGACGGUAGUGUGGCUGUUUGUGGCACUAGUCAUCACCCAGUGUUACACAGCCAGCCUCACCAGCAUGCUCACUGUUCAACAACUGGAACCAACCACCGCAGAUGUUGAGCUGCUAAAGAAUACCAAUGCAAAUAUUGGGUACUGCAAGGGAUCAUUUGUUGAAAAAUACUUGAAGGAUGUCUUACACUUUCCCCAUAUGAAAUUAAAAAAAUUUACCUCGCCCGAAGAGUAUGCUCAAGCGCUUGAAAGCAGAGAGAUAGCGGCAGCAUUCAUGGAAGCCCCAUUGGCAAAACUGUUCCUUGCCAAAUACUGCAAGAGCUUUGCUCUAGCUGGUCCAACUUACAAAGUGGGAGGAUUUGGUUUUGCAUUUUCGAAGGGAUCUCCGCUGGUUGCAGACAUGUCCCAAGCUCUUCUGAACUUUUCUGAAAGUGGAAAGCUGCGAGAACUGGAGCACAACGUUACUGGAUCCCAAGAGUGCGUCAACAGCACAAACUCAUGCAUGGAUAAUGAAAAUUGUAGUAGGCUAAGCCCCAGCAGCUUCUGGGUACUUUUUGUAAUGACAGGAGGAACUUCCACACUUGCUCUUGUCAUCUACGCGAUUCAUCACCGCAGGAAAUUGAUCCACAAUUUCAUGCUUCGCGAUGAUCAACACAAUCCCAUUUGGGCUUCGGUAUUAUUGAAAUGGUGGCGGCAGCUAAUUAAAAAGAGAUCAUUCUCUCGGAAAGAUAGCAAUGAUGUUGAAGCUCACCAUGUAAGCUCUGCAGAUCAUCUUGACGUUCAAAGCCAAGGCCUAGAAGAGAGAAGCAUUCCUUAACUAAUUUUCAGUAAGGAUGGAGAUGGUUAUAUAUAUAUAUAUAUUAUGCAUGUUUAUCAUAGAUGUUUAAUUAUUAUCAGAAACGUUUGUAUGAUGUUUGGUGUUGGUUCAUAGACCACACAAUAUGGAAAAUGUUUUAUUAUUUGACAAA